Molecule: messenger RNA, 321 nt
Organism: Strongylus vulgaris
Lineage: Eukaryota; Metazoa; Nematoda; Chromadorea; Rhabditida; Strongylidae
Source: the annotation of a GenBank genome assembly
GAACGUGGACAAACAGUUUAUCGAGCAGUGCGAACGAUACCAGCUUCUGUGAGAGGCGUAGGAGUACGAAGAAUUGUUCGAAACGUUUCUGAUAAUGUGGGGAGCGGGUAUCAACAAGCUUCUGCAGAUUCAGUCAAAGAACCGCAACGAGUCAUUGUGUUUCGUCAAAAUACUCCUACAGGGACUGUACUUGUGCGAAAAGCGGUACCUUCUGGUACGCCUUUACCGCGAACAGUAAAUGUAGCUAGUAACGGUGGUGUGGUAAGACGAUUUGUCACUCGAGAAGCAAUUGCCCGUCCACUGCGAGGCUCUGAUGUUUAG